AUGCCAGGCAAUGGGAGUUCCGAGGCGGGAUGCAGCAAGACCGCAACAGGCAGCUACUCCAACACCACCUGUGGCCAGACGGAGCUGUCCGUCACCGCCUCCGUCAUUUCCAUGACUGUGGGCAUCUUCUCCAACAUCCUGGCUCUCUGCAUCCUGGUCAAUGCCUACCGUCGCUUCCGACUCAAGACCAAGGCCUCCUUCCUGCUGUUCGCCAGCGGCCUGGUGGGCACCGAUCUCCUGGGCCACCUCAUUAACGGCUCCCUGGUGCUAUAUGUCUACGCUUGUAACAAGGAGUGGGAAGCCUUUGACCCACACCACAUCCUGUGCAGUCUCUUCGGGGUGUCCAUGGUGUUUUUCGGUCUGAGCCCCCUGCUCCUGGGUAGCCUAAUGGCGGUGGAACGCUGCAUUGGUGUCACCAGGCCCCUGUUCCACUCCACAGCCCUUGCCGCCCACCACAUGAAGAGGCUGCUGGGGCUGACCUGGCUCUUAGCUGCCCUGGUGGCUCUGCUACCUGUGCUGCUGUGGAGGCCCUACCAGGUGCAGCGCUCCCAGAGCUGGUGUUUCUUCCGCAUGGAGGGGCCCCGCAACUGGCUGGACGUGGUGCUCCCGCUGAUCUUCUCUACACUGGGCCUCCUGGCUCUGCUGGUGUCAAUUGUGUGCAACACACUGACCAGCUGCACCCUACUGCAGUCCAAGCUGCGCUGCCACCGCCAAUGUCGCCGCAAGGACACCUCCCACCACUUUGAGAUGAUCUGCCAGCUCAUGACCAUCAUGCUUGUGUCCUGUGUGUGCUGGGGCCCUUUAUUGGUUAACGUCAUCAUACUGAGCACCCAGGUCCAGGGCGAGCGUGCGUUUGCCCGCCUGCUGCUGGCAGUCCGCAUGGCCACCUGGAACCAGAUCCUGGACCCCUGGGUCUACAUCCUCCUGAGGAAGGCCAUCCUCAAGAGGCUCUUCCUGCUGGUGCACAGCUGCUGGUGCAUCAAGUCCCACUCCCACCCCCUCAACCGGUGGAAGUGCAGCCCAGUGAAAGGCUCUGGGGAGACCAGCGGCAGCUCCAUCAGCACUAAACCAGAAUUCUUCUGUUUGGAUGGAAGUGUUGGAGGCCUACCAGACACAAUAAUUAAGCCCAUCACCUGAACCCCUGGAUGGGGCAUCUGAUCUGAGAGACCCUGGGUCCCAGGUGGAGUGUUUGCAGGCAGCACCUGUAGCACAUUGAUGUAUAGUUGGAGUAGGCGAUAAGCUAAGGAACCAGAUAAGGUUUGUUUUAGGAAGAGCAUAUGAAGGAUCAUUCAAAGUAUUAUAAACUGGGUAGUUUGAGCCCUGAAUGCUGAUUGGAUGACAGCCGUGGUAUAUCAGACCGUAUACCACGGGUAUGACAAAACUUGUAUUUUUAUUGCUCUAAUUACGCUGGUAACUAGUUUAUAAUAGCAAUAAGGCACCUCGAGGGUUUGUGGUAUAUGGCCAAUAUACCACGGCUAAGGGCUGUGCCCAGGCACUCCACAUU
Oncorhynchus gorbuscha (pink salmon) is the source of this 1504-nucleotide messenger RNA. RefSeq names its product prostaglandin F receptor (FP) (gene ptgfr). The transcript has 2 exons. Gene Ontology annotation, cellular component: plasma membrane. Gene Ontology annotation, biological process: adenylate cyclase-activating G protein-coupled receptor signaling pathway; positive regulation of cytosolic calcium ion concentration; inflammatory response. The record is from RefSeq and is a predicted model, not a curated record. Bases 1 to 1137 code for a protein of 378 amino acids. Gene Ontology annotation, molecular function: prostaglandin F receptor activity; thromboxane receptor activity. Lineage: Eukaryota; Metazoa; Chordata; Actinopteri; Salmoniformes; Salmonidae.